GUGAUGCAGGCCCAGGGGGAUGUGGUGAUUGGAGGGCUGUUCCCCAUCCACUACCUGGCCCCAGAGUGGGAGCACAGUUACGGGAGUCAGCCGCUGAGAGCCGCCUGCUACGGGUUCGACUACCGGGCAUUCCGCUGGCUGAUGACCAUGGUGUUCGCGGUUGAGGAGGUGAACCGUGACGCCACGCUGCUGCCGGGCGUGAAGCUCGGCUACAGGAUCCUGGACAGCUGCGACGACGUCCGCACCAGCCUGCUCGGAGCGCUCGCUCUGGUCUCCUCACAGGGAGCGGAGGGUGUGGACGAGGGUGUGGAGGAGGGUGUGGAGGGGCCACGGUGCCUGGCUGGAGCCCCUGUCCCUGCCGUGAUUGGCCUGGCCUCCUCCUCUCCUACUGGAGCCUUGGCUCACACCCUGGGCCCCUUCAACAUCCCUCUGGUGAGUUACUUUGCCACCUGUACCUGUCUGACGGACAAGCGUGUCUACCCCUCCUUCCUGCGCACCGUGCCCAGCGACCUGUUCCAGGUGCGGGGGCUGGUCCAGCUGGUCACACACUUCGGCUGGAGCUGGGUGGGCACUGUGGGCACCGAGGAUGACUACAGCCGUUACGGCAUCCAGGCGUUCUCCAAGCAGCUGGAGGAGCAGGGAGGCUGCCCUGCGUUCCACCUCUCCCUCCCCAGUUCCCCCUCCCCGGCCCAGGUGGGGGCCCUGGCCGACGCCCUGGUGAGCUCCACGGCCAGAGUGGUGGUGGUGUUCGCCACCGAGGGACAGCUGCUGGGGCUCCUCUCUGAGCUGGCGAGUAGGAACGUGACGGGGAUCCAAUGGGUGGCCAGCGAGGCCUGGGUCACGGCCUCUGUCUUGUCCUCCGCUCCCUUCCACUCCCUCCUGGAGGGGACACUGGGCUUCUCCUUCCCCGGGGUCCACAUCCCCGGCCUGAGGGACUUCCUGGUCCGGGUCCGCCCCUCGGCUGCCCCGGGGUCAGAGUUCACCAACAUGCUGUGGGAGGAGCUGUUUGGAUGCAGGCUGCCGUUCGGAGUCUCGGCCUCUCUUAGAGACGUGGGGGCAUGCACCGGUCUGGAAGACGUGAUGGACACCAACACCAGUUAUACGGACGUGUCCCAAGUGAGGGUGUCCUAUAACGUGUACAAGGCGGUGUACGCUAUCGCCCACGCCCUGCAUGACAUGUUGCAGUGUGGAUCCCCAGGCCAAGGCCCAGGAAGCUGUAACCUCACCAGCACAGCCUUCACACCCACACAGCUGCUACACCACCUCAAGCGGGUACAUUUCACCAACCAGUUUGGCGAGAAGGUGCAAUUUGAUAGUAAUGGAGAACCUGUUCCUCUUUAUGACAUCAUCAGCUGGCAGAAGGACGGGGGUGGAGGCAUCAGGUUUCGGAAGGUAGGCUCAUACGAUGGCUCCGCCCCUGAGAGACAGCAGCUGCUGCUGAAGGAGAGCGCCAUCGUGUGGUCAGGAGGCCAAAACAAGGUGCCUGAGUCUGUGUGCACCUCUGCCUGCCCCCCGGGUACCCGACAGGCCACACAACCAGGAAGACCCCGCUGCUGCUUCGACUGCCUGCCCUGCCCUGACGGGCAGAUCAGCAACCAGACUGGUUCCACAGAGUGCAUCCAGUGUCCUGAGUACCACUGGUCAGACAGAGACAGGAAGUCGUGCGUGGCCGGAGUGGACGACUUCCUGUCCUUCUCCAACACCAUGGGCGCCAUCCUCGUCGCCCUCACCCUCCUGGGCAUCGCCACGACAACCGCCAUCACCGCCGUGUUCCACCGUCACCGGGCCACGCCCAUCGUCCGGGCCAACAACUCAGAGCUGAGCUUCCUGCUUCUGUUGUCACUCAAGCUCUGCUUCUUGUGCUCGCUGGUGUUCAUUGGCCGGCCCUCGGAGUGGGCGUGUCGGUUCCGUCAGGCUGGGUUUGGGAUCAGCUUUGUCCUCUGUCUCUCCUGCCUGCUGGUCAAGACCAUCGUGGUCCUGCUGGCCUUCCGGGCCACGGCACCUGGGUCCAAGGCGCUGAAGCUGUUCGGUCCCACCCAGCAGAGGGCGGUCAUCUUUGGCACCACGGUUCCGCAGGUGUGUCUCUGUGCUGGCUGGCUGGCCUUGGCUCCACCCCAUCCCUUCAGGAACCCCUUCUACCUGGGAGCCACAGGGAAGGUGGUGGUGGAGUGCAAGGAGUCUUGGCCCCCAGGAUUCUACCUGGUCCUGGGGUACAUCGGCCUGCUGGCCUCCCUCUGCCUCCUCCUGGCCUUCCUGGCCAGGAAACUCCCAGACAACUUCAACGAGGCCAAGCUCAUCACCUUCAGCAUGCUGAUCUUCUGCGCCGUGUGGGUGUCGUUCAUCCCAGCUCACGUCAGCUCUCCGGGGAAGUUCACGGUUGCCGUGGAGAUCUUUGCUAUCCUGGCGUCCAGCUUCGGACUCCUGCUGUGUAUCUUUGUGCCUAAGUGUUACAUCAUCCUGCUGAGGCCUGAGAGGAACACCAAGAAGGCCAUGACAGGCAAACCAGGGAGAUGA
Osmerus eperlanus (European smelt) is the source of this 2514-nucleotide messenger RNA. RefSeq names its product extracellular calcium-sensing receptor. The transcript has 11 exons. Gene Ontology annotation, cellular component: plasma membrane. Gene Ontology annotation, molecular function: G protein-coupled receptor activity. Gene Ontology annotation, biological process: G protein-coupled receptor signaling pathway. The record is from RefSeq and is a predicted model, not a curated record. Bases 4 to 2514 code for a protein of 836 amino acids. NCBI's taxonomy places the organism in Eukaryota, Metazoa, Chordata, Actinopteri, Osmeriformes, Osmeridae.